AUGUCCGAUACACUAUUCGGUUUUCAAAGAUCUAACGUUGUUUUGUGCGCAGGACUCGCCGGAGCCGCAUUUUUGGGAUAUUGCGUAUAUUUCGAUCACAAGCGAAUCAAUGCACCAGAUUACAAAGAUAAAAUCAGACAGAGUAAGUGUUUUAUUACUUCUAGACUUUGCACGGUAGUCGGAUCUUUCUGAAAAAAAACAUUUCUAUAAAAUAUAAUUCAGAACGACGUGCUCAAGCCGGACGAGCUGGUGGUCGCGGAGCCGGUCCAGUAGUUGUCCCAAGUGGAGGUGGCGGAGUUCCAGCUGCCGCAGAUCUCGCUGAUCCAAGUUAUAUGCAAAGAUUCUUCUUGCAAGAAGUUCAAUUAGGAGAAGAAUUGAUGGCUGCUGGAAAUGUUGAAGAAGGUGCAAUUCAUAUUGCAAAUGCAGUCGCGCUUUGCGGAGAAGCUCAACAAUUAUUGGCGAUUUUCCAACAAACGCUGUCCGAAGAACAAUUCCACGCCGUUGUUCAACAAUUGCCACAAACCCGCACUGUGAGUGAAAAAUUGCAUCAUGCUACAAAAUUGGGAAUAGUUGAUGUUAAAAAACAGUUAAUCCAAAAUUUUAUGAUCUUUUUUAACGGAAAGAAAAUGCCACUGAAAAUCUUCAAAAGUAGAAAUACAAAUAUUCUUUUUAAUUUUUGGAAAAAAACGUUAAAGACAUAAAAAUUUCAGAGACUCGCCAAUAUGUUUGGACAAGCCGCUGAAGAAGCUGAAGACGAACCACCAAUGAUGCAAUAUAUAGGAGAUGGACCACCACCAGCCCAGGUAACCCAUUUUUUUGAAAAAAGAAUAUAAUUUUACAAAUCAAAAGUUCAAGAAACAAACUAUUUCAGUCCGAAGAGCUUCUCGAUUAAACUUUUUUUGAAAGGUGAAAAUUGCAGUGAGAAAAAACCCGUGCACUUUUAAAAGCCUCCAAUUUUAUUUUAUUCACUAAUAUUUCCCGCCUUUUUCUUUUUCAGUGACCAAAAAAUUCUGUUUUUUUUUUCAGAUCCAAGAACUUAUCGACGAUACUGAUGAUUUGGAAUAA
Messenger RNA from Caenorhabditis angaria, 1065 nucleotides. Lineage: Eukaryota; Metazoa; Nematoda; Chromadorea; Rhabditida; Rhabditidae. The record is from the annotation of a GenBank genome assembly.